AUGGGCAAGUCAAGCACAACCAUCAAAGCAUGUAAACUACCUUUUCUGACUGAUAUCCAUCUUGAAUCUCGUUGGCGUGAAGAGCACUAUACACUUCAACUGAUAAAAGACUUGCUAUAUGACGUGAAUCCUGGUUUGAAGUUUGUCAAAGUAGAAAGUGUACAGCUAGGAAACGUAGUAUUGGAGAGUGUUGAAUGGUCCCGAACAUCUUCAGAUUGUGGGUUGCAAAUUAAAGGAGCAUCAGCGGCUGUACCCAUAACUGAGUUGAUUGAUCUUACAACUAGUGACCUUAAAGAGGUUACCGUCUUAACACUUGUCAGUUGCGAGAUUGAUUUUUGUCAGUCUGAAAUUAAGUCCCCGCAAAGCCCAAAGGAAGUUGGUACACUGCGGGAAAUCAGGUUCGUUGGUUCAGAAAACCCACUUUCCGAAUCUGACAGGAACAAGCUUUCGGAGUUGUAUCCUAAUGUCAAAGUGACUGAAAACCAGGAGAGUCAGGAAUCAUCUGAAGAAUCUCAGGAGGGUGCAGGGAUACCAUCCAAGUUGGAUAAGGCCUCCUUUCAGUCAUUCAAGACCUCUGCCAUAGAUGAACUUGUUGAGGAAAAGGUCGAAUUUCAUGAAGAUACAGGCUCACAGAACCCUGAAGGUGGAGAAGAAGAAACCUCAUGGCAAGAAAAAGAAGAGGAAUUUGACGUGAACCAAGGAAGCCUGCCCCAUGAAUCAGCACCUGGUGAAGGAGAUGUCGAAACAACCAAUAAAGAGUGUUGCAAGAGAGUUGGAGCUGAUGGUGGUAGAUUGCAGCUAGAGUCCUUUGGAAUUGAACUUGAGAUACCUCCCGGUGCAAUCAACAGCAAAGAGCCACAGGAAAUAUCUCUGCGUGUCCUGACCGAUACUCCUAAUCUUGGUGACACCGAAAAAGAGAUGUCCGUCUGCUUUGGGGUACAAUGCUUAGCUCCUGAUGACUUAGUCUUGAGGUCACCGGUGACUUACAAAAUACCUCAUUGCGCUGUUGCAAACCGGUACUCCAGUUUAGAGGCAGUCCUUUACACAGGAGAGGGGGAAUAUACACCGGAUGCAGAUGUCAAAGAGAGAAUCCUAUUAAGAAAUACAGGACUUCCAAACUGUGUCAUCGAAAAGGGUGUUCUUAGAUUGCAGAUAGAUCACUUCUCCUGGCUUUUCAUCAGAUUUAUCAAGAAUUUGUUCUUCAGAGGGAAACAAAUGUGUUGCUUGCCAUUUGCAGAACAGCCACUACCAGAAGAAAGAAUGUCUGUCAUCGUGCGUGUACAUCUCUUUGACGACCUUACGGGGGAAAAAAAGAUGGUAGUGCAAGAAGAACAGGACAUAGGAUUUGCUCGUAUUCACCCUGCUACAGAAAUCCCAAUCAAUGUGACAGAAGAGGAUGUCACAAUGGCUUGUUUCCUUGAUAACGAUCGUGUUCGAGAGGCAAUUGUCGAAUACGACGACUUAUGGAGAGGAAAAGAUAGGAUAGCGGAUUUCGAGUUGGACCUAACUAAUCAACCCCCUAGAGUUAUUGUGGACCUGAAAGUGGGUCAGAAUGGACAACGACAGAAAGACCUAAAAUGCGUAUUAAAGUUUGCAUCACACUGCAGAUCCUCUAGCUUUCAACCCCACGACAUAGGACAACUAGAAGGUGCUACAGGUCAAACGCCACUUCAACAAAUGGAAGCAAUUCCACAGAUGAAUCCUGCUCGAAAGAAGGACUUUGAUGACAACAUUAAAACCGUUGCAAAAAAAGUUACCUCACGUCAAGAUAUAGAUGAUCUGGGAAAGGCUCUUGGCUUUGGACCAGAGGAUAUCAACCGUUACGUUGAGGAAAACAACAAAGGACCGGGUGUGUCGUACAUGGGAACUCUUUCCAUGCUCCGAGAUUGGAGUAAGAAGCAAACAAAUGAUAAAGACCGGAAAGCCUUGCGGACUGCUCUAGAAAAGGCUGAUCAAAUCCGUCUCGCUGAUAAACUAUUUAGUGAAUAA
Lytechinus variegatus (green sea urchin) is the source of this 1989-nucleotide messenger RNA. RefSeq lists its product as uncharacterized. Bases 1 to 1989 code for a protein of 662 amino acids. Gene Ontology annotation, molecular function: netrin receptor activity; protein binding. Gene Ontology annotation, biological process: netrin-activated signaling pathway. Gene Ontology annotation, cellular component: membrane. Lineage: Eukaryota; Metazoa; Echinodermata; Echinoidea; Temnopleuroida; Toxopneustidae. The record is from RefSeq and is a predicted model, not a curated record. The transcript is spliced from 8 exons.